AUGUCAGCAUCGCAGCCAAGAACGAAACCAUGGGAAGUUUCACAAGGUACUUCAGCAGCUUCAACACAACAAACACAACAGCCGUCAACUACUACUACUACUAAUACAGCACAAUCAUCAACAAAUCCAAGUAUACCAGAUAGACCAACUUCAUUAACUUCAGAUUUCAAUAAUAUGGCAGAAACUUCACCAUAUGGUAAUACAAAUGCUUAUGGAACAUCAUCAUCAACUUAUGGAAAUAGAUAUGGUUCAUCUGGUUAUGGUUCAUCAAUGUAUGGAUCAGGUUAUGGAUCAGGAAUGUAUGGGGGUUAUGGAUCAGGAUAUGGUUCAUCAAUGUAUGGAGGUUAUGGAUCAUCAAUGUAUGGGAAUUCAAUGUAUGGAGGUGGAAUGUAUGGAAAUUCAAUGUAUGGAAAUUCAAUGUAUGGAAAUCAAAAUGGUAUGAUGCAAAAUGGAUUUGGAGAAGGUACUCAAGCUACUUUCCAUUUAAUUGAAAGUAUAAUUGGUGCAGUUGGUGGAUUUGCACAAAUGUUGGAAGCUACAUAUAUGGCAACUCAUUCAUCUUUUUUCACAAUGAUUAAUUUAGCUGAACAAUUUGGUAAUUUAAAAAAUGCAUUAGGUAGUUUAUUAGGAAUAUUUGCAUUAAUUAAAUUUGUAAAAAAGAUAUUUUGGAAAGUUACUGGACAAUCUUUUAAUAAUGGUUUAAAUAUAAAUGAAUUUAAUAAAUUUGAAAUAAAACAAAAAAAAAUUGAAGAACAAAUUAGAAAAUCAAAUUCAUCAUCACAACCUAAAAAACCAAGAAUUUCUUUAAAACCAUUACUUUUAUUUUUAGCUGCAUCAAUUGGAUUUCCAUAUUUAUUAAGUAAAGCUAUACAAUUUUUAAAUGAACAAAAUAAAAGAAAACAAAUGGAAUUACAAAAACAACAACAAUUAAAUGGUGGAAUUAAUCCAAAUGGUUCAUCAUUUGAUCCAACAAAUUUACAAUUUGCAAAAGCAAUUUAUGAAUUUAAUCCAGAAAAUCCUCAAAUUGAAAUUGAAUUAAAACCAAAUGAAUUAGUUGCUAUAUUAUCAAAAUUAGAUCCUGUUGGAAAUGAAUCAAAAUGGUGGAAAGUAAGAUCAAGAUCAGGUAAAGUUGGGUAUGUACCUUCAAAUUAUUUAUCUGUUAUUGAAAGAAAAUCUCAAUUACCUGCACCUUCUCAACUUUCAACAAAUCAACAACAACCACCUUUAAAACAAGUUGAAUCAGCUCCUAUAAUACCUCAAACUAAUAAUGAUAAAAUGCCAUUUAAUGACCCUUUUAAUGUAAAACCUGAUCAAUUAUUACAAGAAUUUAAAAAUUUACCUUAA
Molecule: messenger RNA, 1344 nt
Organism: Lodderomyces jiufengensis
Lineage: Eukaryota; Fungi; Ascomycota; Pichiomycetes; Serinales; Debaryomycetaceae
Gene: PEX13
Product: peroxin
Exons: 1
Coding region: 1-1344 (447 amino acids)
Biological process (GO): protein import into peroxisome matrix, docking
Cellular component (GO): peroxisomal membrane; peroxisome; peroxisomal importomer complex
Molecular function (GO): protein binding
Source: RefSeq, a predicted model, not a curated record